Molecule: messenger RNA, 1588 nt
Organism: Synchiropus splendidus (mandarinfish)
Lineage: Eukaryota; Metazoa; Chordata; Actinopteri; Syngnathiformes; Callionymidae
Product: mucin-17-like
Exons: 12
Source: RefSeq, a predicted model, not a curated record
ACCAUUACAACAGAAACAACUACUGCUGGAACUACUACAUCUGAACCAACCACGACUGAUACCAUUACAACAGAAACAACUACUGCUGGCACUGCUACAUCUGAACCAACCACGACCGAUACCAUUACAACAGAAACAACUACUGAUGGAACUACUACAUCUCAACCAACAUCUACUAUUGUAACUGAACAGACUUCAACAGCGACUUCAGGCUUCACUCCUUCUGAUCGUAUUACAUCUGGCUCAACUACCUCUGAAAGUACUACAUCCAGCUCCACUUCUGUUGAAACUACUCCACCUACACAGUCUGCCACCCCCACUUUCACUACAGCACCAUCCACAACUGUCUGUCCGAACGGAUUCUUUGGGCCUAACUGUGAAUUUGUGGGUGAAAUUAAGCCAGUCACAAUCACUGCAGCCGUCCUGGUCAGUCUGGUGGUCGAAGACAAGUAUGAUGACGCUUAUAACAACACAUCAUCAGAGGAGUACAAAGCCUUUGUCGAGAACUUCACUCGUCUGAUUGAAGGUUAUUACAGCCGCUCCAACAUUUCCUAUUUAAAAAAUGUAGAGGUCACCAGCGUCAGCCCUGGUUUUUUUCCGAUCCGUCUGUCGGGCAACAUUUUGGCUGCGGUGAGAAUGGAAGCCCAGGUCAUGGCUGCCACCAGUCGCCCACCAGCUCCUGUCGCUGGUGUGAACGUCACCCACGAUGUUGUGUUGGAGAUUCCCAACAACGGUUCCGUUGUGAAUGCAUAUUUUACGGACGCAAAAGCAGUCAUCAUUGCUGUUUAUAAGCUGUACAACUGUACAAGAGGUUGUCCAUUCAACGUCACAGGUGAACCUACCUUCGAUGUCGACAGUGAAGAGGAGCUUUUGAAUAACCAGAUCUGUGAUUCCUUUGUGGAGAAUAAAAAUUUGACUCAUCUCUAUGAAGCAAAGGAAACUGGGACAGGAGGCAUCGUGUGUGUGACGCCAUGCUCCGAGCGUCAUUCAACAUUUAAAAAAUGCUACAGCAGGUCACUCUGCCAGAUCAGAGCAGACGGCGCUUACUGCGAUUGCUUGGACCACAUGUGGUACUUGGCUGCAGACUGUGCAUAUCCAGUGCACAAGACUGCAUUUGGUGCAGGGUUUGGUGCCACCCUUGUUGGCCUCGUACUGACUGUGGCUGGCCUGACGUCAUACAAAAUAAUCAAGAAACAAAGGCUGGAAUGGAAACGAGACCUGAAGGAGAAGCUGGUGAACCAGUGUCUGAAAGAGGACUUCCAGUGGUCGUGCUCAAACAGCUCCACUGGGCCAAACAACUCAGAUGAUUAUAGAAACCCCACGUACAUACAUGAUGAAUGGAGCACAAGCACAGAGGAGCAGAUGAGCCAGCGACCCACGCCUGUCUACAGGGUGAAUUCAGCACCUCUGUACUCCAACAACCGACAGCCCAGCCCUGGUUGGGACAGCAGGCCUGGCUCUGAUGGACAUUCUCCUCGCUCCACUGGGAACUCCGUCAACUCCAAUUCGAGGGUGACUCCCUCCAACCCACCGAUGAGAAUCGCCCGGCCUCAGGUCAGAACGCCUCAGGACAAAUGAACUCUUUUUG